This is a messenger RNA of Haemonchus placei, 2283 nucleotides long. Lineage: Eukaryota; Metazoa; Nematoda; Chromadorea; Rhabditida; Trichostrongylidae. The record is from the annotation of a GenBank genome assembly.
AUGGUGCGUGUUAUUAUUAAAGGAGGUGUUUGGCGUAACACAGAGGAUGAAAUUCUCAAAGCCGCUAUUAUGAAAUAUGGGAAAAACCAAUGGAGUCGUAUUGCGUCUUUACUUCAUAGGAAAUCAGCAAAGCAAUGCAAGGCUCGAUGGUUCGAAUGGCUUGAUCCUGGAAUAAAAAAGACGGAAUGGUCUCGAGAGGAAGACGAAAAGCUGUUGCAUCUCGCCAAAUUGAUGCCGACGCAAUGGAGAACGAUUGCUCCAAUUGUUGGAAGAACUGCUGCACAAUGUCUCGAAAGGUAUGAGCACUUGUUGGACGAGGCACAAAGGAAGGCAGAAGGAUUGGAUGAUGAAGCCACAGAGGCCAAAAGGCUUAAACCUGGAGAAAUUGAUCCUACCCCUGAGACGAAACCCGCUCGUCCGGAUCCUAUUGAUAUGGAUGAUGAUGAGCUUGAGAUGUUGUCAGAGGCCCGUGCAAGACUUGCUAACACCCAAGGAAAGAAAGCUAAGCGAAAGGCUCGCGAGCGCCAGUUAUCAGAAGCUCGUCGAUUAGCGUCAUUGCAAAAACGUCGUGAGAUGCGCGAAGCUGGAUUACUUGUACGAAGGUUCAGGCGGCUAAAGAGAAAUCAGAUCGACUAUAGCGGGGAGAUACCGUUCGAGAAAGCCGUUCCGGCUGGUUUCCACGAUCCAUCUGAGGACAAAAUAGACACAAGCGACAAACAUCAGAGGGCAAUAGCUGAUCACGAGAAACCACGUCGUAUGGAAGUAGAAAACGAGCUUCGUAAACAAGACAGGGAAAAGCUGAAGCGGAAGAAGCCCGAAGAUGAGCCUGAAUCAGUUUUCAAGACCAAAGAAAAGAAGAGGAGUAAAUUAAUUCUACCUGCCCCUCAGAUCAGUGACCGUGAGAUGGAGCAGAUUAUUAAGAUUGGUCAUGCUAGUGAUAGCGUUCGACUGUAUGCGGACGGAGGUGCGACAAGCUCUCUUCUCACUGAUUACGCAGCAUCUGCCCGUGCAAAUGCUGUCGCUGCUCGCACUGCCCGUACACCCUUAGCACGUGAUAAUGUUCAGAUGGAAGUUCAAAACAUCCUCGCUCUACAGAAUGUAGACACGCCGUUGAAAGGUGGAUUGAACACUCCUUUGCAAGAAACCGACUUCUCGGGAGUACUGCCCACUCCACGCGUUCAAGCUACCCCAAAUACUGUACUCAAUGCUGUGGCAGCCACUCCAGCCAGCACCUUUGGAGCGACACCCAGCUCCGUGGGCUCGUUCACACCUGGAGCGGGAGGUGCAACACCCGCAUUCCGUGAUCAGAUGGGUAUCAAUGAAGGAGGAGCAACAAGUGGAAUAGAAGCUCGAGCAGAGCUGCGAAGAGCACUAGCAUCUCUGCCAGAACCACGUAAUGACUACGAAAUUGUUGCUCCUGAAGGUGAAAGUGAGGAAGCUGACGAGCAAGAGGAAAAUGGAGAGGAAUGGGUCGAUGAUGCGGCUGAUACAAAAGAACUCCGUGCCAAACAACGGGCGCUUAAGAGACAGCGAGAGCUGGCUGCUAGAUCUCAGGUCAUCCAACGCUCUCUUCCAAAACCAUCAAAAGUCUGUGACGCUGCUUUCAAGCCUUCAUUGAACAGAACGGAAAUGGCCAGGGCGGAUGAUCUAAUCAAAGCAGAAAUGGCCCGCUUAGUGGCUUGGGACGUUCAGGAUCAAGUUCCUAGUGAAGUUUAUGAUGAAUCUGCCAUCAAGGCUGCAUCGGAAAUGAUUACGAAGAACUGUGAUGAUGGUCCCCCAUUGGACGCAUCGAUGUGGGCUGUCAUAGAGCAGUGUAGUUCAGAGCUGGUACAAAGUCGUGGCAAAUUCACAAGAAUUGCUGUAUUGUCUCGAGGAGAUCAGAUUGAGGCGUUACAUUCACAAUUUCAAAUCUAUCGUGACUGGAUGAACGCAAGAGCAAAAAAGACAGCAAAGUUGGAGAAGAAACUGAAAAUCAAGCUGGGUGGUUAUCAGGCCAUCCAUACAAACUUGGCUGCGAAGUUAGCCGAAGUGCGCAAUGAACUUGAAAUGGCAGCCAUUGAAAAGGAGACUUUCAGACGACUUUCUGAACAUGAAAUGAAGUCAAUCAACAAGAGAGUGUCUCGCUUGCAACAGGAAGUACGACAGCAAGAAGCACGAGAAAGGGAGUUACAGAAGGUGUAUGGGAAGCUGAAAGAUCAACACUGGAAGCUGGAGCAAUAUGAGCUACGCAAUCAGGCCACCGUUCAAGCAGAACCUGUCACCUACCAAGCGACGGAAGCAUGA